AAUCCACACUUAAGUGUUUUGUCAUUGUCUUUACUCUUUGACUUCAAUUUGAAAAAAAAGGUGAGCCAACUGUUUACAACUGGACCUUUAAAACACUGGGUGAGCAGAACGUCAUACAAGAUUUACCACGAGACAGCAAGAUGCAACGUUUGACUGUCACGAUUUGCCUCCUGUUGCUGUUCCUCCAUCAUCUGACUUCUGUUGAGGAGGAUCAGAGCGUGCCGGUGGGGGUGAUUGUUGACAGCUCGCCCUGCAGCGCCACCUGUGGGCUGGGCUUCAAAACUCAAACCGUUUGUCUGAUGAAAGAUGGCGAGAAAGCCACAGAAGAAGUGACCAGCAGAGAUGCAACGGAGGUGUCGGAGGAUUGCCGUGUCCGUAAGGUAAAGUGUCUGGAGUCGUGGCAGUGUGGACUCAGCACCAUGACUGUGACUUCAGGACAAAGAGUGGAGGUUGAUUGUCUGGGAGAAGUCUUGGAGGCCAUGGGGAGGUUCUCCUGGAGGGUGUCGUGGCGUUACGCCCGAGGAAUAGUCACUUCUGAUGACUCUCUGUUUAUCCGCUGGGAUGCUCCGCUGCUGGAUCGAGUGAUUCUCAACCCCGUCAAGGAGGAGGACGCAGGUACUUAUUGUUGCACCGUGCAGGACGUCGCUCUACGCAGGGUGAAGAGGGCUUACUGGGGGAUCCGGGUUUUGCCUGCCGGGGUUCUCAAUCUGGACUACGAAAGCUCUCAGGCCCGGUGGGAGUCCACUGGAAACCGGCAGAAUGACACCGUGUCACACCAACACCACUACUUGACGGCUCUUCUCUACAAAUUGGUGAUCAGUUUGAGCCUGUCAAGCGCAGCUGUUGCAUUGGUGCUGCUCCUCUACUGGGCAGUGAGGAGGGACAACCGGAAAUUGAACAGAUGCUGUUUUUGCAUCCCUCGGCGCAUAGACAAUUAAACUUAUGUUCCACGUG
Messenger RNA from Gasterosteus aculeatus aculeatus (three-spined stickleback), 954 nucleotides. It is a transcript of the gene tmem81, whose product is annotated as transmembrane protein 81. The record is from RefSeq and is a predicted model, not a curated record. Lineage: Eukaryota; Metazoa; Chordata; Actinopteri; Perciformes; Gasterosteidae.